Polychytrium aggregatum is the source of this 1079-nucleotide messenger RNA. RefSeq lists its product as uncharacterized. Gene Ontology annotation, molecular function: ATP hydrolysis activity; nicotinamide-nucleotide adenylyltransferase activity. The transcript has 3 exons. Lineage: Eukaryota; Fungi; Chytridiomycota; Chytridiomycetes; Polychytriales. The coding region runs from base 41 to 931 and encodes 296 amino acids. Gene Ontology annotation, cellular component: cytoplasm; nucleus. The record is from RefSeq and is a predicted model, not a curated record.
GCCUCGCUCUCGCAUCUCACAUCUCCCGCUGGCCCCAGCCAUGUCGGCAGACCCGUCCUUUGUCCUGCACUAUGCCUCGACCGAUCGAUCCGUGUGGAAGAGUCACCCUGCCCGUGUCUUCGUUUUGGACUCCUCCUUCAACCCGCCGACGCUGGCACAUCUCCAGUAUAUCCGCACGGCCUGCUCUGGCAGCCUUGUCCUCGCCGCUGGCGACCCAAGCGACCCUGGUGCUAUCCGUACCCCCGUCCGCUGCGAGCCUUUCGAAUAUGCUGUUCUGCUCUUCACGGCGAACAAUGUCGACAAGCCCCACAUAUCGGGGGCGUCGGUCAGCGACCGCAUUGAUAUGCUCAAGGCCUCCGCGGCCCAGCUCUCGCGACACUUCCCAGCGACAAUAUUCAUCGUCGCAACGACUGCGUCAGGCCGAUUUAUCGACAAAUCCAAAAGCCUCCACCAAUUCUUCAGCUCGAUCAGUGCGCCGGCGGAAUCAGUGUCGCCGCGGCUGUUCUUUGCCAUGGGGGUCGAUACCCUCGUCCGCUUCGUCGACCCCAAAUACUAUCCACCAGGAUCGAUGCCUGUGCUGUUUCGCGAGUUCUUCAAGCAGAGCACCCUGAUUUACGCUCCGCGCGCAACUGAGUCCGUACCGGUCGCCCAUGCAUCUGGAUUCAACACCUCCCCGGUGUUCGAGCUGGCACGAUCUUGCGGAUUUGUGGAGACUGUCCUGGAGAUUGUCAACUGGGAUCCGCUCGCCACCACCAUCUCCAGCACCCGGGCCAGAGAGGCUUUUCAGCAGUACCAUCGACUUGCUUCUGAUGCAUCCGAAUCCAACACCAGUAUCGCUGAGCAGCUUCAAGCCGAGUUGACGCAUCUCAGAAAACUCGUUUCCCAGGAAAUACUUGAAUAUGUGCUUGCCAAGAGGCUUUAUUCGUCGUAGAGAGUGCGCGCAGACGAGUCAUCGGAGACAGAUAGCCCGUCGAGAACAAACGCACAAAUGCCUGGCUCGCCAUGUCCUGAGUGACUUGAGCGCAUCCGCAUCAAGUUCGGCGAGUCGAUUCAAGCGGGGAGGUAGUAUCGCCUCCUGG